GACCUUUUAUAGGCCAUAUAUUCUGUUGACCUAUAAAACACUAAAACCCUUCCACCACCUUCUUCGAUCAUCAUCCUCCAAAACCCCUUUUAAAUCUCACAUCAUGUUUUCAUACGAAUCUUUGCCGCCACCGAAAACCAUCUUAUCCGCCGCCGCAUCACUCACCGCCUCCGCCCUUCUCUUCAAAUCCAUCACCGCCGAUCUCGUUCCGUCUGGCAUCCAUGAAUACUUUUCAUCAUCUUUCAAACGUCUAUCUUCCCAAUUCACCAUCAUUGUCCAAGAGUCUGAUGGCCUAACUCCAAACCAUCUUUUCGAGGCCUCGAAUAUUUACUUGGGUUCCAAGUUAUCGCCUUCGACGACUAGAAUCAAAGUCAGUAAGCCCGAAAAAGACGAUGAGUUUACCGUCACUGUGGACCGAAACCAGCCCAUAUUCGACGUCUUUCAGAAUUUUCAGUGUAAAUGGGUAUUAAAGAGUGAAAAGGUUGGUAUUAGAGGUGAUAAGAAUGGUAAUGUGCCUUUUGAAAUUAGGUUCUUUGAAUUGAGUUUUCAUAAGAAGUAUAAAGAUCUAGUUUUGAAGAAGUACUUAAGGUAUGUGAUUAAGAGGGCGAAAGAGAUUAAGGACGAGAUUAAGACGGUCAAACUGCAUACGGUUGAUUACAAUGGACCGGAUUACUGGGGCUCAGUGGUUUUAAACCAUCCUGCAACAUUUGAAACUAUGGCCAUGGAGCAAGACAAGAAGGUUGAGCUUAUGGAGGAUCUUGAUUUGUUUGUAACUAGGAAAGAUUAUUAUAGGAGGGUUGGGAAGGCUUGGAAACGAGGGUAUUUGUUUUAUGGGCCACCUGGUACGGGGAAGUCGAGUUUGGUUGCAGCCAUGGCUAACUAUCUUAAGUUUGAUGUCUAUGAUUUGGACUUGAGAGAGGUGCAGUGCAAUUCUGAUCUGAGGAGGUUGUUGAUUGGUACUAAGAACCGAUCUAUAAUUGUAAUCGAGGAUAUUGAUUGCAAUGUUGGCUUGCAGAGUCGUGAGAGUGCAGACCCAAAUGGGGAUGAGGAUAAGAUAACUUUAUCAGGGCUGCUCAACUUCAUUGAUGGGUUGUGGUCAAGUUGUGGAGACGAGCGGAUAGUAGUGUUCACGACAAAUCACAAGGAGCGCUUGGAUGCGGCAUUGCUGAGGCCAGGUCGAAUGGAUGUGCACCUAGAGAUGUCUUACUGUACAUAUGGUGGAUUCAAAACACUUGCAUCUACUUACCUACAGGUUGAGGAAGAGGAAAAGUUGGAAGUAUUUUGCACAAUUAAAGAAAUGUUGGAGAAGGUUAAAGUUACACCUGCCGAAAUUGCAGGAGAGUUGAUGAAGGGUGUGAAAGUGGAUAUUGUGCUUUCAAACCUCAUUCUCUGGCUCCAAAAGAAGGAAGCAGAUGCAGAGCAUAUCACUGCUAAUUAACAAUUUAUAACCAAAUCCUCAUACAAGAUCAUAAUGGUGGUUACAAUUACUAGUUUCUGAUCAUAUUCAAAUAAAUUAUUAUAGCUUGUUAGAAGUAGAACAGUUCUAUAGAAGCUAACUGAUACAUUUAUGCCAAUAAGGUAUGAGAUCUUUGAUCAGACAACUAGUGUUGUCAAUCAUUUGUUAUUAUGAUUGGGAUUGAUUUGAAUGUUGAUUGUUAUUUCAUCUUAGAAAAGAGACUCCUUGGAACAGAAUUCCAGCUUUGCAUAGUGAAAAAAAAUUGGCAUAGAUUUUGGGGUUUUUUGCA
Erigeron canadensis is the source of this 1745-nucleotide messenger RNA. RefSeq names its product protein HYPER-SENSITIVITY-RELATED 4-like. Lineage: Eukaryota; Viridiplantae; Streptophyta; Magnoliopsida; Asterales; Asteraceae. The coding region runs from base 104 to 1438 and encodes 444 amino acids. Gene Ontology annotation, molecular function: ATP hydrolysis activity; ATP binding. The record is from RefSeq and is a predicted model, not a curated record. The transcript has 2 exons.